This is a messenger RNA of Nerophis ophidion (straightnose pipefish), 1724 nucleotides long. Its product is annotated as receptor activity-modifying protein 1-like. The transcript has 4 exons. Gene Ontology annotation, molecular function: coreceptor activity. NCBI's taxonomy places the organism in Eukaryota, Metazoa, Chordata, Actinopteri, Syngnathiformes, Syngnathidae. The record is from RefSeq and is a predicted model, not a curated record. Bases 198 to 632 code for a protein of 144 amino acids. Gene Ontology annotation, cellular component: cell surface; membrane; signaling receptor complex. Gene Ontology annotation, biological process: regulation of G protein-coupled receptor signaling pathway; cellular response to hormone stimulus; receptor internalization.
UCGGAUGACAGUCAGGGCUGCUAUGAUUGGAAGUGGGUUUUCCACUCUGGAAGGUCAAGGCACUUUUACCCACAGUCAGUUGGUACUUUUGUUGGUUGAGCACACAUUUGUUUGUAGGAGUUAGUCAGUUUUUUUUAUCUAAGAGGGAAAUACGCACGGAAGAUCUCUGGCCACUGACGGAGUUGGUUCUUUUCGUCAUGGAAAGCACAUGGCUACUGAGGGCAGCUUGUGUUGUGAUGGCGAUCACAGCAUCCGUGUCCGGCUGCAACAGAGGACACUACGAGAGCAUGAUCGAUAAACUCUGCCUGGCUAAGUUCCACUCGGACAUGGGCUCAGUGGACCGAGGUCUGUGGUGCAGCUGGCCGGACACCAGCGAGAUCUACGAGGGACUGACUAAUUGUACCUACCGAAUGGCGUUGAGAAUGGACUGCUUCUGGCCCGAUCAGAUUGUGGACCGCUUCUUCGUGCAGAUCCAUCGAAAGUACUUCCACGAAUGCGCGCCCACCGGACGACUCAUUCACGACCCGCCGGCCAAAGUCCUUGCGCCGUUCAUCGGUGUGCCGGUAUUGGUCACCCUUCUUGUGACCGCUCUUGUGGUUUGGAGGAGUAAACACACGGAGGGAGUUCUAUAACGUUGUACAUAGACCCCUUGCAUUUUUGCAAAGUGGUACAAGUUCAGUUCAGCUCUAAAGUUCGUAAAGGGGUAAUCGUGGUAUGUUUUUCCAUUAGUUAUCAUAGUGUGACAUCAUAGUACUUUUCGAAAAGAAACAGUUGGAAUUCUUCCCUUUCCAGUCCCACUCUUGCACAAAACAGAUUAUUCUGAAGUGUGUCCACUACAGCCCUCUAGGUAAUGAGCAUUGGGUACCAGUUCGCACCAAAAAAAAAUCGUAUGUCACAGAUGAAUAAUGUUGGCACUCUUUGCAAUUUUUGACAAAAGAAAGGAAUGAUGUUGUGUUACAUACCAAAUCAUGUUUUGUUUCUAUAUUGCAGAAUAUGAAGUGUUGCAUUCUCUUACUCUUAGGUAGGGGUGCCUUUCACAUUUCAAUAAAUACAGUACAAAUUCCUAGUACCUAGGAGUUAAAGGGGAACAUUAUCACCAGACCUAUGUAAGCGUCAAUAUAUACCUUGAUGGUGCAGAAAAAAGAUCAUAUAUUUUUUUUAACCGAUUUCCGAACUCUAAAUGGGUGAAUUUUGGCGAAUUAAACGCCUUUCUGUUUAUCGCUCAUGUGGUGAUGACGUCAGAACGUGACGUCUCUGAGGUAAUACAGCCGCCAUUUUCAUUUUCAACACAUUACGGUCUCAGCUCUGUUAUUUUCCGUUUUUUCGACUACUUUUUGGAACCUUGGAGACAUCAUGCCUCGUCGGUGUGUUGUCGGAGGGUGUAACAACACUAACAGGGAGGGAUUCAAGUUGCACCACUGGCCCGAAGAUGCGAAAGUGUCUGCCGCCAGACCCCCAUUGAAUGUACCGGAGUGUUUCCACAUUUUACCGGCGAUGACUGACAUGGCACAGAGAUGUAUGGAUAACCUGCAGAUGCAUUUGCAACGAUAAAGUCAACGAAAUCACAAAGUUCCCCAGUAAGCGAGAGAAGUUUUUGUUGAACCUGUUGCUGACCAUCGAGAGUCCUCCUUCAGUUUAGUUCUCUUCCAUGGUGUGCGCUUUUGCCCCAUCGCCUUGAGUUAUCCUUUUGAACUUAUUAAAGACAACUUUCUCUUGUGAUUCAA